Molecule: messenger RNA, 801 nt
Organism: Mauremys reevesii (Reeves's turtle)
Lineage: Eukaryota; Metazoa; Chordata; Testudines; Geoemydidae
Product: C-type lectin domain family 4 member F-like
Exons: 4
Coding region: 21-557 (178 amino acids)
Source: RefSeq, a predicted model, not a curated record
AAGUGCAGGCAGGAGUCCGGAUGCUGAAAGCCCAGCUGGGUAACGUCAGUGCAGCUUAUGGAGAAAUCCAGAUCCGGCUGGACAACGUCAGUGCAGCGCGAGCAGCAGUGCAAGGUCGCUGCAGUUACCUGCUGACAAAGGUCUCCAGGGGCUGGAGGUUUUUCAAUGGGAACUUCUAUUACUUUUCACACGAAAUGAAGUCGUGGGAUGAGGCCGAGCAGUUCUGUGUGUCUCAGGACUCGCACCUGACCUCUGUCUCCUCCCAGGCGGAACAGGAGUUUCUCUCCAACGAGACCCAGGAACAAGAUCACUGGAUUGGACUCACCGACCAGGAAACAGAAGGCAGCUGGCACUGGGUGGAUGGCACAGAAUACAGAGCAGAUGCAAGCAGGGGGUUCUGGGCGGAGAAUCAGCCAGACAACUGGCAUCAGGGGAUUGGAGGCAGAGAAGACUGUGUUCACAUCAGUCCAAUGAACCGGAAUUUGUGGAAUGAUAUCAACUGCACUGAGCCUUUCAGGUGGAUUUGUAAGCAGGCCCAUGGACCAGCUGGGAUGUGACAUGCAGGUCCCAGCACCUCAGAAAGCCACCUUAAUUUUCAAGCUAGAAUAUUUCCCAGCCACCUGCCGAUGAGGAGCCCUGGGCACUGGAGUGGGCCGCAUAGGAUAUGCAUUGCAGGGAUGCUUUGUCUUGCUGUGAUAUUUCUGGCUGUGGCAGCAACAGCUGCCCUUAUGCCACUCAGUGUGGCUGGCUCUGUAAUUUGUAUGUUUCCAGGUCUGUCAAUGAAUAACAUCCUUGGAUCAU